UAGGCUCAUGACGACAUAAAGAUGCAGAGCCUCUCGUUUUUAGGUUUUGCAGCUUUCUGUCUAGUUGUCAGUGAUGCAGCGGAUCCCAGUAUUCCAGGUCAAUGGAAGGACAAGAAAUAUAGACAACAGAUUGAAAUUCCCAACCGAGCGGAUGUUUAUAUGAAGACUGAUCUGACGAUUGGAAAUCUCAGAAAUUUGAGAAUCAACUAUCAAACCAAUAACAGCAUGAAUGCAGGGGCUUUCAGAUUACAGUUCACAGAUCCACCAAAAUAUGGUUUCAUUAAGUGUACGGGAGUAGACGGAGACGAUUUAAUUUUAGACCUUCCUGUUGAUUUGCCCGCUAAAGAUGAUGAUGGUUUUAGGAUCUUCAAAGUAGAAACGCACGGAACAAUGGGUUUGAAGAUCAGUUGUAACGAUGAGUUACUGAUCACUUUCGAACCUUCCAACGAAGUGUGCACAGGAGUUUCGUCUUGGAGAGAUGCGUGGGAAAUAAACAAAGAGUGGAUGAACUUUAACUUGGACAACGGAGUAAGACAGUACGCAUUCUCAACUACGAAAUCCGAAGGAAACACUGCCAGUUUGCGAUCUAGAUCUGCUUAUCAAUACCUAGCUGCAAUCUUCGUCUGCUACAUGAUGCUCUUCUAGUUAUGGACAAACCGCACAAAAAGUUCUGAUUACAGCAUAGACUUUUAAAUUUCCAUUUUGCAUACUAGUUAGGGACAGUACAGAGUGUCCAAUUAGAAGUUGUCCAUGUUCGCGAGCUUGAUCUUGCAUGUGGUACUACUCUGAUCUCAGCGGUGGUCACAUCUUAUUAGCUAUGGACGAUUGAGUUACACUUUGACUUUUCGUUAAAUAUUUCUGUUUAAAUGUUUCAAUGUUCAAAUUGUCGAUGUAGAUUGCAGGCUCCUGUACCCACGUCUGUCAGUUACAUUAGAACCACUAUUUGUAUAAAUCAUAAAGAAUCCUCACACCUUAGAACCACUAUCACCUUAGAACCACUAUCUGCAUUAAUAUAAUCAUAAUGUACGGGGCCUUUACCUUCCUGAUUUUAUGAUCCGGGUGUUUUAUUUUCGGAAUUUUAUGAUUCCUGACUUUAUGAUCCUUAUUUUAUUAUCCGUUCUGAUUCCAAUAUUUUCCAAAAGUCCAAAUGACUAACAUUUAAUAUGGUCGUU
This is a messenger RNA of Bolinopsis microptera, 1172 nucleotides long. RefSeq lists its product as uncharacterized. The transcript is spliced from 4 exons. Bases 22 to 645 code for a protein of 207 amino acids. The record is from RefSeq and is a predicted model, not a curated record. NCBI's taxonomy places the organism in Eukaryota, Metazoa, Ctenophora, Tentaculata, Lobata, Bolinopsidae.